This is a messenger RNA of Linnemannia hyalina, 825 nucleotides long. The record is from the annotation of a GenBank genome assembly. NCBI's taxonomy places the organism in Eukaryota, Fungi, Mortierellomycota, Mortierellomycetes, Mortierellales, Mortierellaceae.
AUGCACUUCGAACUUGACCAAAACCCGUUCCUUGCUAAGCAACUCCUGAGGAAAUUCGAACUCGAGGAAGCCGCCAAUGCUACUGUCAGUACUCUGUCCAUCGAUGGUCUUGACAACAACAUCGACCAUGUGCCUGUUCCCAACAACCAUGAUACACCCUCCUAUCCCACCGCCAUCGCUACCAUUGCUUCCAACUCCAACGCCGGUGUGACUCCUUUUCUUGCAUCUGCUAUCGCCACUGUUGGGAAAGGUCGAACAGGUCGUCUCAAGCAACAAAACGACAGUUUGAAAGAGAUUAUAUAUACCAUCAUCAAGGACACCAGCAACGACGGUCUACCCAAUUCGAUUCACCUUAUUCGCAACCGCCUGGAGCAGGAUUUCAACUUCAAGGUGUCCGUGCGUACCAUCAACCGCACCUUACACGAUCUUGGCUGCUACUGGGGAACAGGAACACGUCGACACCUCAAUCACGACUCGAAAGCGAAUGUCAAGUACCGCCACGAGUACCUCAGACGUCGCCUUGCCAACUUAUCAUCACGGUUCACAAGAGAUUAUCAAGGUCAAGAGUUGAUCCUCCGGUAUCCUGAGGUUUUCCUCGACGAAUCCUACUGCCAUCUCGACCAUACAAACCCAUGCCGCUGGGUCAUACCUGGAGUUCUUGUGACGCAGCCAGGACACUGCUCUAUCUUGGUCAUAUUCGCCGCGUUUGUCGUUUGGUUCGACGGGAGGAAGGUCAGGUCCAAGCUCGUCGAUGGAUUUGUUUACAUCUGGCCAUCAAAAGGGCAAGCACACACUAGAGGACCGGGAACAGGAAGGAGGGCUUAA